AUGGACCCCGGACGCCGUGCUAUGCUCGAGGGGCGAAGGUCGCCCGUAAAGCGCGAUGUCACCGGACCAAGGCAUGACCCAAGUACGCGCAUUACCAAACCUUCAAGAUCUGAUCGACCCAAGCCAGCCAACAAUAACAGUUCCAAGUACUUGACGCAAGACGAGCAAGAGCGCCAGUUCAUCGCAGACGAGGAUAAAUUCGUUCUCAAGCAGUCGAAGAAGAAGGCCGAUAUUCGCGUUCGCGAAGGGCGAGCAAAGCCGAUCGAUUUUCUUGCUUUCAACCUGAAAUAUAUCGACACCGAACGCGAUGUUUUCGACGAUGACGAGGACGACCUCGAUAUCGAUAUUCCGUCACCCGAUGCAGUUGUGCAGAGUUUGACUGAAGCGCAAAUCUCUGAAUUGGAGCAUGAGAUAUCUUCGUACCACGUUCUCGAAAGCAACGCAAAAAACCGAGAAUACUGGGAAGCACUGAAGUCGCUGUGUUCCGUGCAGAAGGCAAAGCUCCGCCCUGCAAGGAACGAAGAGAGAGUUGUGAGCAGUGUGGCGGACGACAUUGAUAAAAUCCUCGCUCCAAAGACCUAUGAGCAGCUAGGGGCCCUAGAGAAACAGAUAAAAGCAAAGCUAAAGAGUAACGAGGACAUCGACACGGAUUAUUGGGAGCAGCUUUUGCGCAGUCUGGCAGUUUGGAAGGCCAAGGCUAUCCUUGGCAAGCUGUACGAAGAGAUUGCGGAGAACCGUCAGAAACUCCUCAAAGAACGUGGGCCCGGAAAGACUUCAGGAACAGGCCCGCGCCAGAAUGAAGCAGUUGAAGCGAAUAGACCAAGCGAGGUAGCUGCCACAAGUCAUGGACCUAGAGUCCAAGGGGCUACAUCGACAGCUGAGAGCUCGCAGCCUCCUCUCGGCACUGGACGAUUUUCACAAACGGACAACGCAGACUAUUCGCAAGCUACUGACGCCUUGUAUGACCGAGAGGUUGCCCGCGGUGUGUCUGAGAAUGAAGAGGUUUUCACGGCCGAGGAGGCAGUCGUAAGUGCAUCCAGGCCCCAAUGGGCUGACAAGUAUCGCCCACGAAAGCCCAAAUAUUUCAAUCGAGUCCAGAUGGGAUAUGAAUGGAACAAGUACAACCAGACUCAUUACGACCACGACAAUCCACCGCCCAAGGUUGUUCAAGGAUACAAGUUCAAUAUCUUUUACCCAGAACUCAUCGACAAGACUAAAGCACCCACCUUCAAGAUCAUCCGUGAGCACGGCCGCAGACGGGGAGAAUCAUUCGCGGCCGCAGGUGAGGACGAUACAUGCUUGAUUCGGUUUAUUGCGGGCCCUCCGUAUGAGGACGUAGCCUUCCGAAUCGUGGAUCGCGAAUGGGACUACAGUGCCAAGAGGGAGCGCGGCUUCCGGAGUUCUUUUGACAAGGGUAUCUUACAGCUGCACUUUCAGUUCAAGAAGAUUUUCUACAGAAAAUAA
Messenger RNA from Clonostachys rhizophaga, 1464 nucleotides. The record is from the annotation of a GenBank genome assembly. NCBI's taxonomy places the organism in Eukaryota, Fungi, Ascomycota, Sordariomycetes, Hypocreales, Bionectriaceae.